UUCUGCAUGCAACUGUAAUAAAAUAUAAUUGCUGGUUUUCAGGUUUCUAGGCCGUAGUCUGUAGGCAUUUGGUCUCAACGUUUCGAUAUCCCGUAUAUGUUCGCAUCUUCAGAGAAACGUUUACUUCAAGCGCUUACACUUCGCCUUUAUAUUAAAAUAGUAGAUGCAUUGAUUAAAAUUCAUUAAAACUAAAAUAUUGUCCUUAGCUAAGUACAUUUGGUUCUCUUUUUAUCCAAAUUUUAUCCCUCUCACUCUCAUCGGAAUCAAAUUUGAAAAAAUUUAUCACAUUUUUUUGCUUCUAGCAUUUACAAUUAGUGACAUGGUCUAGACUAUAAUUUUCUGAUGCAACUGAAAGUAUCGGAUCUGAAAAUCAUGAAAAACAUCAAAAUAGAUUCAUAAAUAGAAAAAACCUGCAAGUACGGUCCUGUUUUCUUGGGUAAACGUCAUUUUGCGCUGUUCCGGUGCUGUCAUCAUCAUAAAAUCUAACCUUAAUGUGUAACCUGACAUCAACCAAGCAAAUAUUUGUAAUUUCAAGCUGUAAACGCAAUAAAACGAGAAAUAAACUGUGAUUUUACCGGCGCAAAGUUAAUAAAACCGAUUAUUCGGUAGUGAUAAGCUGAAACAGUUUUUAUAAACAAUUGCCCAAAUUUUACCUAUAACUGAGGGAGUGUCCCGGAUUUAUCAGUUAAUUAGUACGUGCAUCAUGCCUACUAAGAAAAGCCAGCAAAUCGAUGAGAAUUUAUUAGCGGAACGGUUAGCAAAGUUUACGCCAGGUCCUUUAGUGCAAGACACUCAACAUUCCAAAGUCAAAAAUGAAAUUGAGAUUCCAGCAGUGGAGGAAGGCGAAAACGUAAUCGAUUUGGCCAAAACCAACUAUUUGAACAUCCUAGAUAAUGAAGAUAUUAAAAAGCGAUGUGAAGCCACUAUUUGCAAGUAUGGCGUUGGGACUUGCGGCCCCCGAGCUUUCUAUGGAACCACUGAUGUGCACCUGGAAUUAGAAGAGCUUAUUGCCAAGUUUUUCGGCAUGCAAGAGUCAAUUGUGUACUCUUAUGGAUUUAUCGCAAUAUCCAGUUCAAUCGCUGCCUACUGCAAGAAAAGUGACGUUGUCUUUACAUCCUCAAACUGUAAUGUUGCGAUUCAGCAGGGAUUGCAAAUGGCUCGAAGCAAAGUGGUGUAUUUUGAUCAUCAAGAACCGGAAACAUUUGCCGUAGAAGUUGAGAAGUUAGUGGCACAAGAAACGAAGUCUAAAAAGAAAGCCAGAAAAUUUUUGAUAGUUGAAGGAGUUUCGUGGAAGACUGGGAAAAUUCUACCUUUGCCAGCAUUUCUGAAAAUUGCCGAAGACAAUAAAAUUAGGGUGUUUUUAGAGGAAUCGUACUCAAUUGGUGUUCUUGGUGAUAAAGGGCUCGGCCUAAUGGAAUAUUUCGAUAUUGACUCUUGGCGGUUGGACAUGAUCAUAGCCACCUUGGAAGCUGCCAUAGGAUCCAUAGGAGGAUUUUGUGCUGGAUCACACAAGACAAUAGAACAUCAAAGACUAUCAGGUAGCGGCUAUAUUUUCUCUGCUUCCCUUCCCACAUUCCUAGUGCAAGCUUGCAUCGAAUCAAUCAACUUGCUAAAUUCCAAACCACAUCACAAGUUAAACAUUUUAUCGGAAAAGUUUCAUUACAUGCUACUUGAGCUAGGAUAUCAAGUGGAAAGUGAUCCGCUGUGCCCCUUCAAGGUCUUCAGCGUAAAGACAAAAGAUGAUAACGAACGACGAACCACCACAAUCGCUAUACACAAGUAUUGUAAGCAAAAUAAGUUGCAUUUUAUUUUGAACGAUGAUAGUUUAGUAAUUAAUCUUAACGUGGAAUUAUCAGCUAACACGCAAAAGUAUGAUCAAAUAGAAAGUAUUUUGAAAAGGGCCUUAAAAGAAUCGCUAGCAGUAUGAGUAUAGCUAACCCUCCACGCGAUUUCAUUAGUAUUAAUAAGUAUUACAUAAAUUGCAAAUUUGUUAAGAAAACCACCGUAAUGUUGCCUCCUUUUAAAAUUGUUAUUAUUUUUAAAUAAUUCCUUAAAGAAAUGAAAUUUAUUUAUUCAACUUACCUGAAAAUAUCCUUAAUAACCACGAUAGCUUCUUGCACUACAUAGUUCACUUUCGUUUGGAUCAAGUCCAAUAGAGUUGACACACAACGCUCUGCAGAUGGUUCCACUUUGAUGGCACAUCUACCUAUGGCUCUCACAGCUUUUCUCACAAAGUCCACAUCCACCUGAUGAGCACAAAUAAAAAUAUUAUUACUCAUAGGGGCUUUAAUUACUUAUCAGUAGUUACUCACCUCUGUUGCAUAUUCUUUCAAUUCACUCAGCACUUGAGCAAUAUUUCCUUGAGACGCCAAGCGGAUCAUUAUGUCGAGUUUCUCGAGUUUCACAUAAAUAGGAUCGUUAUAUUUAACGAAAAAGACCUGUUGAAUAGAAUUAUAUUGAGUUUUCUUUACAUA
Messenger RNA from Dendroctonus ponderosae (mountain pine beetle), 2474 nucleotides. RefSeq names its product serine palmitoyltransferase 1 (gene Spt-I). Gene Ontology annotation, molecular function: pyridoxal phosphate binding; serine C-palmitoyltransferase activity. Gene Ontology annotation, biological process: sphingosine biosynthetic process; ceramide biosynthetic process. The record is from RefSeq and is a predicted model, not a curated record. Gene Ontology annotation, cellular component: endoplasmic reticulum. Lineage: Eukaryota; Metazoa; Arthropoda; Insecta; Coleoptera; Curculionidae.